Messenger RNA from Astyanax mexicanus (Mexican tetra), 4020 nucleotides. It is a transcript of the gene nox5, whose product is annotated as NADPH oxidase, EF-hand calcium binding domain 5. Gene Ontology annotation, molecular function: calcium ion binding; superoxide-generating NAD(P)H oxidase activity. The coding region runs from base 820 to 3192 and encodes 790 amino acids. Lineage: Eukaryota; Metazoa; Chordata; Actinopteri; Characiformes; Acestrorhamphidae. Gene Ontology annotation, cellular component: plasma membrane; NADPH oxidase complex. The record is from RefSeq and is a predicted model, not a curated record. Gene Ontology annotation, biological process: defense response; superoxide anion generation. The transcript has 17 exons.
UUCAUUAUAAUAUCACUGACAGUGGACUGUGGAACAUUUCACAGGUUGCAUGCUAUCACAGCAUCCUGCUGGAAUUCACUGAGCUCCUGAGACUGACUCAUUCUUUCACUAAUGUUUGUAGAAACAGUGUGCAUGACUAGAUGUUUGCUUUUAUACACCUACUGUAUGACCAUGGAAGUGAUCAGAACCUGGGUUCAAUGAUUUGGAUGGGCGAGUGAAUACUUUUGACAGUGAAGUGUUAAUCAGGUAUAAAUGGGUUAAGCAAGAGCCUUGGUGAAUGACUUUAGAGACAAAAUAAAUUAUUGUACUCCUAUUUUAAGCACUUGAGUACAUUAAAAUGCAAAUAUUUUUUGUACUUUUACCUAAGAAGAAGUCUAAAAGGAGGACUACUACUUUGUUUUUAAGCUCUUUUCUCUAUUUUGGUCAUAAUGUUACUUUCCUUCACACUGUGAACAUGAUGUGGAAGUUUAAUAUAAAUUGUGCAUGCCUUGUCCGCUGUAAAUUUUCAUUUUAGUACAUUAGUACAAUGUACACACACUUUUGACUAAAUAACCUUAUGUUUUACAGUUUAAGCCAGGCAGUUUUCUAACUCCUUUAAGCUAAAAUAUUGCUUUUACAGUGCAGUAUUGUUAAUGCAUUAUUGUUCAAGUGUUUAGCACUAUACAUGUGUUUAUAUUUGGACCUAGUUGGGCUUCCCAAACAGGCUUCAUUAUUACAGCCCACCUUAAUCUCACACGGGUCCAGUAUGUGCUCCACCCCUGCUGGUCCAAUCAGUGACCCUUGUGGGGCCCAUUACUGACAACCAUAUGCAGUUAUAACAUGGAACCUGUGCCCUCUACGCAGGUCCCACUUGGAGGGAUGAGUCUAGACGAGGACACACGUUGGCUCGAGUGGGUCACCAAGCAGUUUGAGAGCAUUGCGGGUGAAGACAAGGAGAUAGAUCUGGACGAGUUCAAAACAGCUCUCAAAGUGAAGGAGUCAUUCUUUGCAGAACGCUUCUUUACUCUGUUUGACUCGGAUGGCAGUAACUCUAUCAGUCUGGAUGAGCUUCUGAAGGCUCUGAACCUCCUCAUCCACGGCAGUGAGACAGACAAACUGCGCUUUCUCUUCCAGGUCUAUGAUGUAGACGGUAGUGGUUCUAUAGAUCCUGAUGAGUUGCGGACUGUGCUGAAAUCAUGCCUGAAGGAGAGCGCCAUCUCCUUGCCUGAGGAGAAACUAGACGACCUGACGCUGGCCCUGUUCGAGUCAGCUGAUAAAGACAACAGUGGCUCUAUCACAUUUGAGGAACUGAAGGCAGAGCUGGAGACGUUCCCUGAGGUCAUGGAGAAUCUCACUAUCAGUGCUGCUAACUGGUUAAAACCUCCUGAUCUGGAUCAGAAGAAGCGUCCGACGCCGCGCUACCUGACCCGCACAUACUGGCACAACAACAGCCGAAAGCUGCUCUUCCUCUGCCUGUAUUCGGUUCUCAACCUGCUCCUCUUCAUUAUGAAUAUGAUGCAGUACGCGUAUGGUGGGCCCUGGUUAAUGCUGGCAAAAGGAUGUGGGAUAUGUCUCAACCUUAACUGUACAUUUAUUAUGGUGCUUAUGUUACGGCGCUGUCUCACCUGGUUAAGAGCCACCUGGAUAGUGAGAAUUUUACCUCUGGAUCAAAACAUCCUGCUGCACCAGAUGGUGGGAUACGCUAUCGUCAUCUUCACCGUGGCGCACACGAUGGCGCACGUCAUGAACUUUAUUACUCUGACUCAGGCAGAUGAUAGUUAUCAGCUAUGGGAAUAUCUCUUGACCACUCGUCCUGGUAUUGGCUGGGUUAAGGGCACGGCCUCGAUCACAGGGGUCGUGCUCCAGGUCCUCAUCUGUCUAAUGGUGGUCUGCUCCAGCACCUUUGUCAGACGCAGUGGCCAUUUUGAGGUAUUCUACUGGUCCCAUCUCUUGUACAUCUGGGUGUGGGUACUCCUCAUCGUCCACUGUGCCAACUUCUGGAAGUGGUUUGUAGCACCUGGUGUAAUAUUCUUUGUGGAGAAGUUAGUUGGCAUUGCAGUGUCUCGUAUGGGUGGCCUGUACAUCGUUGAAGUCAACUUGCUGCCAUCUAAGGUGACUCAUCUGGUGAUCAAGCGGCCGCCUUUCUUCCAAUUUAAACCCGGAGACUACGUCUACAUCAACAUACCCGUCAUAGCCAAGUAUGAGUGGCACCCCUUCACUAUCAGCAGCGCCCCUGAACAACAAGAUUCCAUGUGGCUUCAUGUGCGCUCAAUGGGCCAGUGGACAAAUCGUCUGUUUGAGUACUUUAGACAGUCAGAUAGCCAAGCCAUGAGUAACAAAAGGCUUACAGCCAGCCUGAGGAACCGACGCCAUGAGACAAGAAACCAGGAGGAUCUGUUUAAAAACAUGAAUGACAAUGGAACUGUAGCAUCGAAUGAGGACGUUGCUGUUGAGCUGACUCUGUAUCGGGUGAAUAGAGCACGCUGUGCUUCUGAGAAGCCUCACGUAGACCCCACAGUGCAGGCAGAACUGGGAGAGGCUCCUUCAGCUACUAGAGAGAUCUGUGCCAAACUGAGUGAGAAUCACAGGUAUUGCAACAUCAAAUGUUAUGUUGAUGGACCCUAUGGCACCCCCACCCGGCAAAUCUUUGCCUCAGAGCAUGCUGUGUUAAUUGGGGCUGGUAUUGGCAUCACACCCUUUGCGUCUAUUCUUCAGAGCAUUAUGUACCGUUAUCGAAUGAGGAAGCAGAACUGUCCCAACUGUAACUACUCAUGGUGUGAGACUAUCAAGGACAAUGAGAUGAAACUGAGGAAGGUGGAUUUCAUUUGGAUAAACCGGGAUCAAAAAUCCUUUGAGUGGUUUGUCAGCCUGCUGACUAAGCUGGAGAUGGACCAGGCAGAUGAGGAGCCUGAGGGUCGUUUUUUGGAGAUGCACAUGUACAUGACUUCAGCUCUUAGCAAGAAUGACAUGAAGGCUAUCGGGCUGCAGAUGGCACUGGACCUGCUGGCAAAGAAAGAGAAGAGAGACUCCAUUACAGGUCUCCGUACACGCACCCAGCCAGGAAGACCAGACUGGGGCAAGGUGUUCAAGAAGGUGUCUGAAGAAAAAAAAGGAAAAGUCCAUGUGUUCUACUGCGGCUCCCCAGCACUCGCUAAGGUCAUCAAGGCUCAGAGUGAGAAAUUCGGAUUCAAUUUCUACAAGGAGAACUUCUGAGACUUUUCACACCAAUUCACACAGGCUAUGUUCACAUUACCAGGCUGAUAAGAUUGUUUGCAUUUAUGUCACAUGAUUACAUUCAGAGUUGUGUGCACAUGUCAAAUAUGACAUCAGUCACUUUCAUUUGUGGUUCUCAAUCAGAUACAUGUUUGUGGGCAUGAAUGUGAAUGGUCAGAUAGGAUUUCAUGUGCCUUUUUUACCACCAGCAGCAAGAUAGAUAAAUCCGGUAUGAGGAAAAAUUGCAUUUUAUGAGGCUUAUAAUGUAAAUGUAGGCAUUUAUGUAGGGGCUUUUUAUUACUGUGCCCCUCUGGCAUAAACCAAUGCUUGUUGACCUACUCGCCUCAAAGUUUAAUCUGACUUUACACUGUGACAUUUUCUUUUUUAAACUUCAUGUAUUUGCCUUUGCACUUUCUGUCUCAUUUUGGACAUAACACCACACCUUCUGAUUAUCACUAUAGACACUCAUGAUAGGAUUUGGAUUCAGCAACUUAGAGUAGCUUGUCAUUUAGUACUAGUAUACCAUACCAUGUGACUGUGUAUAAAUAAUGAGCGUGAUCAUUAUUUGUGCAAUGUGAUCGGGUUGUUUGAAGCAUCAUAGUUUCAUGUAUAUGCAUUGUCUGAGUCCAGUUACAAAAUAGAGGCCAUGUGUUAUAAUGUCAAGUGUUAUUGUGUAUAUCUUGUGUUAUUGUUCAUGUUUUUCUUUAAUUGAUUCCCUUAGAAUUUUAUAUAUGUUAUAUGUUGUGUAUUUUGUAUGUGAAAAUAAUUUCUAUAUUUGUAAUAUGAAGUAUUUCUAUAGCCUGUGUACAGAACUGUGAAAAGUCUUAA